Cuscuta campestris is the source of this 2101-nucleotide messenger RNA. The record is from the annotation of a GenBank genome assembly. NCBI's taxonomy places the organism in Eukaryota, Viridiplantae, Streptophyta, Magnoliopsida, Solanales, Convolvulaceae.
UUCUCUUCUUACCCACUAGAAUGUGGACAUCCCCUUUACCCUCUAAGUUGGACAGAAAUGCAUCCAAGUUAGGGUGUGGUGUGGUUUGUAUAGUAGAGGACGGAAGUUCAUAAACCACUCUACAGUAGCCUCAAACCUGGGUAGAGGUGUAGUUCACACUUCCCAACUUUCUCCUUCGUUCCAUUUGAUGAAUGAGCGCCCAAUUCAAAAGUUCUCCCGUCUUCCUCGAGCUGCAGAACCCUUCUCAUGCCAUAGAAUCCAUCACUCUCAGCCGUCGGUGCUAGUCGCUGAAAUGAGAGCAUUCAGAGCGCUCAGCUUUCAAACGCGCUUUCUCAAUCUCUCUUUAAACAAAUCAUUGUUAAACCCUACUCAAACUUCAUUAGGUAAAUACUCCAAAAGUAAUGGAAUUUUACGCCAUUUCUGGUCUUCUCGCCUUCUCAUGUUCCCAGAAGAAUCAACAGCUGUUAAUGUCGAUGUAAACGGAUGGCGCGCAGGUUCCAAAGAAAACUCCAGCAUUGAGACUUUCUAUGAUGCUACCACCGGCCAACUUGUGACUCGAAGGGUUCAGUCACAUGAAGAGGCAUCACGAAGGAAGGCUGCUUCGAAUUCUGAAAAUGGCAGUUCUUCAAAUUCUUCCAGUUCUCAGUAUGUGCAUGGGUCCGAAAGUAGGGUGUACGGGGAGGUUGUAGGGAAUAUGAGUGGUAAAAAGAAGGGGAAGGGAAAGAGUAAACCUAUAUGGGUGUGCUCGGAUUGUGGAUAUACAGAUGGUCAGUGGUGGGGAGUUUGUAAGGAAUGUAAUGGUGUCAAUACCUUGAAGCAGUUCUCCCCAGGAGCUGAUCGGCCCACCGGUGGCAUUGGGAUUUCCGAAAAUGUGAUGAGAUCAUGGUUACCUCACCAGCGUGACAAACCUAUGCCAGUGAAAUUGUCAGAUGUGAACAAGGGGAUUAAUCAGUUCAAUUGGAGAAUUUCCUUAUGUGGGCUCUUUGGUACUGAAGUUGAAAGAGUGCUUGGUGGUGGACUUGUUCCAGGCUCCUUAGUUUUAGUGGGUGGAGAUCCUGGUGUUGGCAAGAGCACAUUAUUGUUACAAGUUGCAGCUAUACUUAGUGAAGGGCGUAAUACAAUUCAAUCUGCACCAGUUGUUUAUGUCUCUGGUGAAGAGAGCAUUGAACAAAUUGGAAAUAGAGCGGAUCGAAUGAGAAUUGGGACUGAAAAACUCUUCUUAUACACAAGUACAGAUGUUGAGGAUAUUCUGGAAAAGGUUCAGCGCCUUUUACCAUGUGCUUUAAUAAUUGAUUCCAUUCAGACAGUUUUUCUCAGAGGAGUAGCUGGAAGUGCUGGAAGCAUAACUCAGGUGAAGGAGUGCACCGAAGCAUUUCUCCGUUUUGCCAAGAGAACCAAUAUUCCCGUUCUUUUGGCUGGUCAUGUCACUAAAACUGGGGAAAUAGCUGGACCUCGUGUCUUGGAGCACAUCGUCGAUGCCGUCUUGUAUAUGGAGGGGGAAAAGUAUUCUUCUCAUCGAUUGCUCAGGUCUGUGAAGAAUCGUUUUGGAUCCACAGAUGAGCUUGGUGUCUUUGAAAUGUCGGAUACAGGCUUACAAGCUGUUGUGAAUCCGAGUGAAAUGUUUCUUAGCGAGCAGAACUCAGAUUCCGAUUUUCUGGUUGGGCUUGCUGUAGCUGUAGUUAUGGAUGGAUCACGGGCCUUUGUCAUUGAAAUUCAGGUUUCCUCCCCGGCAGUCAUUAGAGAGACCAUGGAACAUUUCUUGGGUGAUGAGGAUCUGGUCAUGAAUGAGCCUUUCCUUUACCAAGCCCCCUUGUUCUGGACUGAUGAUUUUAAGAAGAAUGGAGGACAAUCUGGAAGCCAUGAUUUUGGAAAUAGUUUUGGCCAUGAAAUUAGAAAGACAGAUGGGCUUGAAUUCAGCAAAGUUUGAGGGGUUGUUCACCUUGGGAAUGAGGAUUAUAUUGGAUGUGGUAAGGGAUUUAGGUGGAGGUAUGCCAAGGAAGAAUUCCUGGAUGGCUUUCCAAAUAUCCUUUUUAAUGAUGUCCCAACAGGCCCUAAAGAAGUAGCCAUUAUAGCCAUCGGGCCCAGGGGAGCUGUCUGGGCU